GCGCCGUUUGAUCAAUCCCGAUUUAAUCAAUUAACAAUGAUUGAUAAUCCCUGGAGAUAACAGGACUAGAUUGGUUGAACUCUUCUCAGACCUCUCCCUUUAUACGGAAACUUGUUUUGACAAGAAGUUGAUUGGUUUCUCAAGUGGACAGUGAGAUUCCUUUCGGAUCAAAGCCUAAUGAAGUUGCAGUGUAGCUUUGAUCUCGCCACUGGCUUCGAAAAUGCUCUCUUUGAUCUAUAAAUCUCCACUACUAUGUUUAUACUAAGGGUCAGUAUAAAUGUUUUGCGCGGACUGGAGUCCUUCACUUCAUCUCAAUCCGUGAGAACGAACACAUCUACUUUCCAAUUAUCCAAAUUUGGCGCUACUGAAUUCCUGUAGUAUUUCAUCCGACUGCAUUCUAGUGUUGUGUCCGAAGGCCCUAGAAAAUGGAUCCAGUUCAAGUUGCCAUCAAGCUGAGACGUCUCCUUAUUGCCCACGACAAUGCAGUGAAAGAGAUCCUGACAUUAGAUACCCAAGUCUACCAUCUGAUGCGGAAGAUGACAGCCAACUCCUCCAACAACUGCAUAAUCCGAGGUGAACAGCUGAUCCAGAGACGAUGGGUGCUGGAAGGUGUCAAGGAGAUGUUUACCAUCUACAGACAACUCAAGUGGCAAGAGGUGCAAGCCUGUGUAAACGCCAUCACCAAAGAUGCUUCUGCAGAGAGUGAUUCGGAGGCGGACUGGAAUGCAGAUACCUCUUUCAACGAUGAUGAAGCUUCCUUCACGGAACUCUUGUCCGACAGCUCAUAUAGUGAGGACGACGAAGACCAGGGAGACCUAUACAGCAACGACAGCAGCUACGAUAUGACGACUCUCAGUCGAGCUUUGUCUGUAGACGACAGUGCACUUCAUAGAAACGCCUAA
Messenger RNA from Haliotis rufescens (red abalone), 902 nucleotides. RefSeq lists its product as uncharacterized. The transcript is spliced from 2 exons. Bases 426 to 902 code for a protein of 158 amino acids. NCBI's taxonomy places the organism in Eukaryota, Metazoa, Mollusca, Gastropoda, Lepetellida, Haliotidae. The record is from RefSeq and is a predicted model, not a curated record.